This is a messenger RNA of Emiliania huxleyi CCMP1516, 650 nucleotides long. RefSeq lists its product as hypothetical. The record is from RefSeq and is a predicted model, not a curated record. The transcript has a single exon. Lineage: Eukaryota; Haptophyta; Isochrysidales; Noelaerhabdaceae. Gene Ontology annotation, molecular function: DNA-directed DNA polymerase activity. Gene Ontology annotation, biological process: DNA synthesis involved in DNA repair; DNA-templated DNA replication. Bases 67 to 525 code for a protein of 152 amino acids. Gene Ontology annotation, cellular component: delta DNA polymerase complex.
CUCAGAGCUGUGGAUCGCUGUGCCCACGAAAGUCGUGCGCACGCCGCGCUAAAGCUUAACGCUCGCAUGCCGCCCCGCUCUCGCACGCCCUCCUCCAAGAAGCCCGCCGCCGCGGCGACGACUGCGGAGCGGUCUCGCCGCCGCGGGGCUGUGACGAAGCCCUCCUGCCGGCAGCGAAAGCUCACCUUUGAGAGCGCCCCCGCGGAGGACGCCCAUGUUGAGACCGUGCCCGACGUCGCGUCCUCCGAUACCGAGGAGGAGGACCGUUCCGAGGCGGCGGCGGCCGCCGCCGCCGCCGCCGCCCUGCCGCCGCUGACCGCGGCCGAGGAGAAAGAGCUCAAGGCGUUUGACCUGGACUCGACCUUCGGGCCCUGCCUCGGCCUCACGCGUCUCGAGCGGUUCCUGCGCGCGGAGAAGCUCCAGAUCAACCCGCCGCCGUCUGUGCGCGAGAUCCUCCACCGCGUCCACCCGACCAGCCCCAGUGCGCAGGCAAUCCUGAGCGGAAAGCCCGGCGUCGUGUGUUGACGGGCCGCGGCCAGGCACUGAGUGCCACAAGGAAGUGGAGUGGGGGGCGGGCGCCCAUAGGGGCGCCCCCUGCGUCGGGCCGCGAAGCCCCUGUCUCGUGUUAUUGUUUAUCAAGGUCAGCUGGG